Pocillopora meandrina is the source of this 1779-nucleotide messenger RNA. NCBI's taxonomy places the organism in Eukaryota, Metazoa, Cnidaria, Anthozoa, Scleractinia, Pocilloporidae. The record is from the annotation of a GenBank genome assembly.
UAUUUGAUCAUUUCUUCACAAUUUUCAAAUUCUCUGAAUGUAAAUUAAUCAGUUUUGCAGCUCAGGAUAAAAUAAUGAAGCCAGACGUGUACAGUAUAAUUUUGUUGGUGCCACCUCUUCUCGUUACUUACAUUCCCAUCCUCGUCUUUCCGGUGAUGAAGGUGUUUUACAGAAGAAGAUUUGAUCAAAUCAGUCGCUGGGUUGCCACAAAUGCAUUUUCCAAUAUAUUAAAGGAGAAGAAGAAGAAGACUUGUUGUCCUCGAGAAGCGAGGUGGCUGUUUAAAGACAUUGAUCUAACAGCAGAGGAGGAAUUAUUAUCCAUGGUCCUAACCAGAUUUUUGAUGCUGUUUUCUUUUAUGUUUGGCGCUGUGCUGACAGUUUUUUGGCAGCUCCUUGUGCUGGAUGUAAGUAACGACUGCGAUGAAGAUGACCUCUCGAAAGACUGCUUCGCAAACAAAUGGACUUCGGAGCCGCAAGACCCCCUAAACUGUAGCAGUGCUGCCGUUCAAACCUUGAUUCAAAAUGGAACCAUACAGGUCGCCUGCUACAAAAUCGUCUUCAAUUUUGGAUUGGCCAGUGGUGCAAGUUACGGCUCAUUCAAGCUCUCUAUGUUCGCCAUUAAGGUUAGUGCAGGUGCAAUCUUGAGGAUUAAGACAACAAAGAUGCUACGACUGGUGCAAAUGUUUGGUGCAUUACUGGUUCCCGGUGUUGUCAUAUCGCUCACAUUUGUUGACGUAGUCAUUCCUUCGGUAGACAUCUUUUUGAGAGAUCAACAAGUUGCUUUCCUUCAGAUAACAACAACAACACUCACUGCUUUUUACUUCCUAUUCUUUAUUCCCUGGCGUUGGCUCAUUGACUUGAAAACCCAGAGAGAGAACCCGUUAGAAACUGUCAUAGGAAACUGUGCUUAGACAUCUGUAUAGACACCUCUUAAGUAGAGACUGGAAAUUCUAGAAAAGUUUCGAGUAAUUACCUGAACCAAUUGAUGAAACAAUGCUUUAGAGACUGACAGCAAAUAGCCUUGUGAAGACUGUUCUAGCGGUAGGUUUUUGUGGUGAGAGUAUUACCCUUGCCAGACAGCUAGUGUUACACGAGAACGGCAAAAUUAAACUCAUAUCUAUUUACCAUUCAUGAAUCAACCACAAUGGCAGUCUAACUAGGGAAUAGUUGAUAAACUAUUCAAGGAAGUUAUACAGAGCGAACAGAACAAGCUCCAUGACCUUUCUUCUGCUCGUAACACAUGUAUCUUGAUCCUAAGAAACAUAUGGAAGUUUAGGCUCGUCUUCAAAAGCAGUCUAAAUAGGGAUUAGCUGAUAAACUAUUUAAGAAAGUUAUACAGCGCGAACAGAACAAGCUCCAUGACCUUGUUUCUGCUCGUUACACGUGUACCUUGAUCCUAAGAAACAUGUGGAAGUUUAGGUUCGUCUUCAAGACGAACAGAUUUCGUAACAGUCUUAUUACUUUUAAUGCCAUUAAGGCCUUAUCGAUUUAUUAGACUUUUAUAUUUCUUCGACAUAUUUCAUUUACUAGCAUAACAUAUUUUACAUAUAUAUGUUUAUACAAACUUGUUUUAAACUACUGGUAGUCCUUUUAAGUAUCUUUUUGUAAUAAUCGUAUAACUCAACUUUUGGUAGCAAAGCGGCUAUCAAUAAACUAUCUAUCUAUCUCUCUAUCAAGUCAUUGCAUCAUAAUUCCUAUGCGUUAUUCCUUGGAAAAACCUCAUGGCGAUGAACUCGGCGAGGGAACAUCUAAAUAUUAUGCCAGUAAAUUACUCGCUGU